Messenger RNA from Brenthis ino (lesser marbled fritillary), 1023 nucleotides. The record is from the annotation of a GenBank genome assembly. NCBI's taxonomy places the organism in Eukaryota, Metazoa, Arthropoda, Insecta, Lepidoptera, Nymphalidae.
AUGUUAGGAAAUAGUAAUAAUUAUAUAGAAAAAGUGAAAAAUUUAGAUACCAAUAUAAUAAAUGAUGACGACAAAGACGACGAAUGUGUCAUAGUGCAUAAGAUUCCCGAUUCAUGGUUGAGAGUAUAUCCAGCCCCGAAAUUAUCUGAAGAACCUCUGUAUUCUGUUAUAGUGAGAUGCAUCUUGUGCCAAUUAGGGCUUGCAACAUUUUUAAUAAUUUGGACUGUCAUUGCAAUUUUCAUAGUACAAUCUUUUGAAGGACCUCAGGAAGCUAAAGUAUCCUUGGAGUUCGAAAAAGAACAGAGUCAAUUAGUCAUCGACCUCGCUACAGAACUUAGACAGAUUACUCCCUUAUCACCAAGAUGGCGUCACGCGAUAGAACAACGUAUAGAGGAUGAACGACAGCUAACGAUGUUAGCGAUGAGGGCAGGCGCAAGACUCAAGCCCGGACAGUUUUGGGACUUACCCGGCACAUUUCUGUUUGCUGUGUAUGUCAUGACUGCUUUAGUGGUAAACGUGAGCACUUGUGCCAUAGUUCACGUAGAAGCAUACGCGAAGUAUUUGAAAGACAACUUUCGCAAACUUGACGUCAAUUCUGACUCCGAAAACAAAAGAGAAUUCGGUAUACCAUUAGUGAAUGAAGUUAAAAAGUAUGAUAUAACAGUCAAAAGCACAGAAGAUGUAGGCCAAAGAUGUUUGAGAGUGAUUGGCGCAGGUCACUGCGUGCCUCUAGCUACAAUUUCAUAUUACGUGAUCGGAGUAGUUUCGUUCGGAGUGCUUCGGGGCAAAACUGCAUUAGAAACUGUCAUGUUCCCUUUAGAAUUCACGACUACGGGGGGCUUGGAACGAGUAGAAGGACAUGUACGUAUUCUCUAUGGAUUCUACGUAGAAGGAGCGAUGUGCCUUCUUGCCUGCAUCCUCGCGAUUUUCCGUCGACACAGCAGUUCAACUUUCUCUACUUUAUCGCAAACUUACAGACUUAUUGAGACUGAUGUAUGUAGAGACUGUAGUAAUGUUAUUAGA